UCUUCCCAAAGCGGACAGUGCGCUCUGACCCGCUGAAACAAGCGGCCGGCCUCGCGGCUCUGAUCCGCGAUCGCGUUUCUACACGGUGUAUGUUCGAAACGAUGAAUGAAAAUAUGCCGUCAACCCUUUCCUUGCCGAUCCACGCUUCGGAUUUUAACGUGGCCUGCACCAAGAACCGAUGACCUCUCGUUUAUGCACGCGUCUUUUGAAACGAAAUUCGCCGGUUCGGCACGAUGAAUACGUUACUCUUCGGUACACACCGUGCGGCGAGGACAAAGAGAAAUAUCGAGACAAAGGGUUGACGUCUCGCUCGAGAGUUCGUUUGUUCGUUGCUCUAAUUGGAAAGGAUACACGAGUGCAUGGUAAAGGCUGAGCAGAGCUCAACACGCCGGCGGGAAGGUCAGUUUCCGCUUGAAAUGUCCGCGGUGAAAGUGUCAGGGGGGUAUUAAUAGAAAGGGGAUGAAUUUAGAGGGUGUUGUUUGUUUCUUCGUGUUUGUUGAAGAUCUUUUUGUGAUGUUGACGAGGUGGUCGUUUCGAUGUGAAUGCUUCUCUCUGCGGAGAUAAUGCGGUGUUUAUCGGCCAGAGGGAAUUACGUUUCGAGGCAGAGACACGAGGAAUUAGGCUAAUGCUUUCGAUAGCCAUCGUUUAACUCGAUAAACAGACAUCGUUCUGGAACACGAGUCGUACAACAUCCCAGAGAUUGGACUCUAAUUUUACAGAGUGUUCUCCAGUGAAAUCAAACGUACAACUCGAAUAAAAACAAUCUUUUCCCUUAAUGAAUCAAGUUGGAAAGACAUUUUCUACUGACAUUACACGAGUCCUCCUCGAUCAAAGAAAUUGCGCAACCAAAUACAUUGGACAUUCAACAAUGGACAUUCAACGACCAUGGUCAAUCGCCACGAAUGCGCGUACGUCAUUGAGGAGAGUCCUCGUUCAUUCGGGCAAAUGCGUCGAGACCGCAACCGUUUCUCAAAGAAGGUUCCAUUGGAGGAAUUCCCAACAAUUACAUCUACCUUCCAUACACCAUCUAAAACAAUAUCUCGAGGAACUGAAUCAAUAUCGUCAUCGAUUACGUAUUUAUCGAUCUAAAAACAGAUUCUAAUAAAUAGAGAUCACUUACCAAAAGAGGCUCGACACAAUUUAACUUCAAAUUCCAACAAUCAACCACUAACCUACAUUACCAACUAUUCGAAACUGAGGAGGAGAAAGUGCGACGGCGAUGAUCGUAAACGAUCAGGCGCGUCGCACAGCCAUGAUCGAGUAAAAUUGCUCGAGCGGAGCAUCAACGGUUCAUCACCAUGUUGAACGUAAUGGCAGCGAUGACGACGAGUCUGCCCAGCCGAGUGGAUCCCACCCCUGCGUCUUCCAGCAACGCGAGCACCCCGUCGAGCACCGCCGCGAACAACGUCACCUCGGUUCCAGUGGAGAACCCCACGGUCGAGAACCUGCCGGAAAACGUGAACGUGUUCGUGGUGGUGAUCAAAGGCAUCGUGAUGGGAAGCAUAAUCACGACAGCGGUGCUGGGCAACGCUCUCGUGAUCGCCAGCGUGAGGAGGCACAGAAGAUUGAGAGUGGUGACCAACUGCUACGUGGUGAGCCUCGCAGCCGCGGAUCUCCUGGUGGCUAUGUGCGCGAUGACGUUCAACGCCUCGGCCGAAUUGUCGGGCGGUAAAUGGUUGUUCGGCCGGUUCAUGUGCGACGUGUGGAACUCGCUGGACGUGUACUUUUCCACAGCCUCCAUUCUUCACCUGUGCUGCAUCAGCGUGGAUAGGUAUUACGCCAUUGUCAGCCCUCUCGAGUACACGGUGAUCAUGAGACAGGGAACUGUGGGGUGUAUGUUGGGUAGUGCGUGGAUUUUGCCCGCUUUGAUCAGCUUCAUACCGAUAUUCAUGGGUUGGUACACCACGCAGGAACAUUUGGAUUACAUGGUGAAGAAUCCGGAGGUUUGCUCUUUCGUGGUGAACCGGCCAUACGCUGUGAUCAGCUCGUGCAUCUCCUUUUGGAUACCUGGCUUGGUGAUGAUAGUGAUGUACUGUAAGAUCUACAAGGAGGCGGUCAGACAAAGGAAGGCGCUCAGCAGGACGUCGAGCAACAUCGUGCUGAACAGCGUGCACCAUCACAGGUCCUCGACCAGGCAACACCAUCAUCAGCAGAUGCUGCUUCAAGCGGCUGCCGAAACCGGCACUUCGAUACGACAACAAACGAAGAGUUGGAGAGCUGAGCACAAAGCUGCGAGGACGCUCGGAAUAAUAAUGGGCGCAUUCCUUCUUUGUUGGCUGCCAUUUUUCCUUUGGUAUCUAACCACGUCCUUGUGCGGCGAGGCCUGCUACUGUCCAGACACGGUGGUGUCCGUCCUAUUCUGGAUAGGUUACUUCAACAGCGCCCUGAACCCGCUUAUUUACGCGUACUUCAACCGCGACUUCCGCGAGGCCUUUAAGGACACGCUGAAGAGCGCCCUCCCCUGCUGCGCCAGUUGUUGGAAAACACCGUCGCAGUUCGUCUAGCGAGAAAAACCCCCGAAUAAUCGCGUCGAGCAAACUGUUUCUUGCGAUCCAUUGGGAAUAUCGGUAUCUGCUCGUUCGCCCGAUCAUUCGUCCAACUCGAUUUGGUAAACAUCGUAAAAAGUAAACCGUCAAUUUUGCCUAUCGAGUUUCUUACAAUUGUGAUUCGAUUCCCUUUAGAACGAAAGACGGUGUAAUUAAAAGUAAUGGAGAAUCUUUUAUAAUGUAUGCAGUUUUGUAUGAUGGAGAAAUUUGAGACGUCGAUUACAUAAACACGAAAAUUACAAAGAAAAA
This is a messenger RNA of Apis cerana (Asiatic honeybee), 2795 nucleotides long. Its product is annotated as octopamine receptor beta-3R. The record is from RefSeq and is a predicted model, not a curated record. Gene Ontology annotation, cellular component: plasma membrane. Gene Ontology annotation, biological process: adenylate cyclase-activating adrenergic receptor signaling pathway; positive regulation of MAPK cascade. NCBI's taxonomy places the organism in Eukaryota, Metazoa, Arthropoda, Insecta, Hymenoptera, Apidae. Gene Ontology annotation, molecular function: octopamine receptor activity.